Saccharomyces kudriavzevii IFO 1802 is the source of this 3042-nucleotide messenger RNA. It is a transcript of the gene RTT10, whose product is annotated as tRNA (34-2'-O)-methyltransferase regulator RTT10. Bases 1 to 3042 code for a protein of 1013 amino acids. Gene Ontology annotation, cellular component: cytoplasm. The record is from RefSeq and is a predicted model, not a curated record. NCBI's taxonomy places the organism in Eukaryota, Fungi, Ascomycota, Saccharomycetes, Saccharomycetales, Saccharomycetaceae. The transcript has a single exon. Gene Ontology annotation, biological process: tRNA methylation. Gene Ontology annotation, molecular function: protein binding.
AUGAAGAAUGUGUCUCACUAUGGUCCAGCACUAUGUGUAAAAUUCCACAAUGACUAUGUUCUGGCUGGUUAUGGGCCUUUCAUUCAUGUCUACGACUACCGUUCUGGCACUUUGGUUAACAAAUGUAGGUUGUUUCAUUGUAAUAAAGUCCAUGGAAUUAGCGUCUCCACUGAAGGAGAAGUUUUAACUUAUGGUGCGAGAUCAGUAUCAGUGGUGAAACUUGAACACGUUUUGAAGAAAGACUCAUUAGUGCAUUCAGAAAGGAUGAACUCAGAUUGGGUUACCUUCGGAGAAUUUAGUUUUGACAGGUCACAAAUAUAUUUACUAACUUGUUAUAAUAAGGUAUUGAUCUGUGAUUUUGAUUGCGAAGUGCUUUCGAGCAAAUCUUUAGGAGGUGAAAGAUCCAUUCUAUAUUCCGGUAUAAUUAAAGUUUUCGGUCCAUAUAAGGUGUAUAUCAACGCUGGUACCGUUAUGGGUGGUGUCAUCGUUUGGGACCUAUUUUCAGAGACCCAAAUCCACAACUUACUGGGUCAUGAAGGUUCUAUCUUUUACGUUAAUUUGAGUAACAACGGGAGGUUCUUAGCCAGUUGCUCUGAUGAUAGAUCAAUUAGACUGUGGGAUUUACAUACCGGUAAGGAGCUGUCUGUCGGGUGGAGCCAUACAGCGAGAAUUUGGAAUUUAAAGUUUUUCGAUAACGAUACAAAAUUAAUUAGUGUUUCAGAAGAUUCUACGUGUCGUAUAUGGAAUAUUGUCGAAUCACGCGAAAAGAUUGCUGAACUAUUCAUAUCCAAUGUUUAUGAAGUGCAUUUAACCAAGAGUAUUUGGGGCGUUGAUGUCAAAGAAGACGAUAUGAUAGCUGUGACUUCUGGAAAUGAUGGUCGGUUGAAGUUAAUUGAUCUGCUUCAGUUGGAAAGAAAUGGUGAUGAAGAGACAUCAUUUACAUUGGAUGAUAUCAGCCAACAAUGUGAUAUCGUUUUUGCACAGAAUGAAAGUGUUAAGGGUUUCCAGGGGUUUUCAUUUGGAGUGGUUGUCAUCACUUCAUCCGGUAAAAUUCUUCAAUUCAGUGAUGUUACCAAACAAUGGAAGUUAUUACUGAUUGAUGAAAAAUUUGUUUCAUACCCAAUUACAAAUGGGAUCCAAACGCAAAAUAUUGUAGUUUUCUCCAACAGUAAGAGUGAUAUUCGCAUGGUCAAAUUCAGCGAAAAGGGCAGUGACAUAAUUCAGACUGAAGAAUUUCAUGUGGAUGAACUUUCUAAGAUGAAUAACUGCCUCGUAACUGAAUACAGUGAUAAUUCGUUUUUAUUAACUUUACAAUCCCCAAACCCUCGAGAUAAGUUUUUGUGUCUAGAAAUAAGCUCUCAGGACUUGAAAAUCAAAGCCAAGCACAGUUUCGAUAAGCCUGAAAACUUCGCCUCCUCGUGUUUAGCUUCUUUCCAAAACUAUAUUCUGGUUGGAUCACGUUUUAGUACAGUGGUAAUUUACAACUUACUUGAUGAUAAUGAGGAGCCUUUUAUAAUCAGAAGAUUAAGCCCCGGUGAUACCACCACUUCAAUCAAAUUCGUGGAAAAUAAAAAUGGCUCUGCCGUUUUCUCUGUAACUAAUAGGGAUGGCUAUUAUGUUUUUAUUGAAGUGAGGAAAAGCCAUUCUGAAAACCUUCACUGCCAUCUCUCUUACAAGGUUUUGCAUUCCAAUAAGAUGAUGAAAGGUUAUUUGGAGGGCGCUUUCUUCAAUCCAGACGGUGAGUAUAUUACUUAUGGGUUCAAGUCUAGCUUAUUCUAUCUCUACAAUGAGACGAACUGUUACGAGUUGGCCAGUGAAGUGUGUGGUGGUGCCCACCGUCUUUGGAAGCUCUGUGCGGUUAAUAAUGGACAUCUAUUGAUGUAUAUCAAGGCAUCCCGCUUCCAUCUAAGAAAAAUUUAUAACUCCAUUGUUCCCGAAACUUUGGAGAAGGGUAUUCACGGAAGAGAAAUUAGAGAUAUUUCAAUUUGUCCAAGUGCCAGCGACAACACGAAUAAGAAUUUUAAAAAUGGUCACAUAUUCUGUACCGCAUCUGAAGAUACUACACUUAAGUUGGGAUAUUUCAGUAACAAAACUGGUGAAGUAAAAAAUUUUUGGACUCAGAGAAAACAUGUUUCUGGGUUACAACGUUGCCAAUUCAUUAAUAACAAAUUGAUGAUAUCAUCCUCAGCCAGAGAAGAGCUGUUUUUGUGGGAAUUGAAUGAUAAAUACAACAAGCGACCAUAUAUUACAAUACGGCAGAUAUUACCUACAUCCACUAAUAAUCCAGAUUUAAGAAUCAUGGAUUUUGAUGUUAAGUUCGUACACCAAUCGAAUGACUUCAUAUUAGCCACUGUUUAUUCUGACUCAACCAUAAAGAUCUGGCAUUAUAAGGAAAAUGAAAACAAGUUUGAGCUGGUCAUGCAAGGUCGUUACAAGACGUGCUGUUUAUUCAACAUAGCAUUUAUUGCACUGAAAGAUCAACUUCUCGUCGUCGUCUCGCCGACCAAUGGAUAUCUGGUUGUUUAUAAUGUGACGGAAUUUAUACCAUUCACCAUUGAUGCUACUUCUAGCGAUUUGGUCGACACUAGAUUGGGAACUGCUAUUUCAAAUCUUCCAGCCCCCGUAUCACAGUUGCAAGUACAUCAAUCUGGUAUCAAAUCCUUGGAUUAUGUUGUUGAUUCGACAAGAACUUCGGCAGCGAUUUUGACAGGUGGCGAUGACAACGGCUUGGGGCUGAGCAGCUUGGUGUUAGAUAACACAAAUACGGCAGUUUUGAAAAUAAGUGACUUUAUCACUGCGGCUGCUUCCUCGACGAUAACAUCGGGUAUGCUGAUCAAUGGCGGUGAAGAAGCGAUUACCACAUCGGUUGAUCAAGUGAUACGCACCUGGAAAAUCACGGCAGGGAAGCUUUCAUUGGCAGAGAGGGAGCGUACCACCGUGGCAGACACAGGGUCACUAGAUGUCAUCACCAAUCAUGGUGACACUGAUUUCGACAAGACAUUACUGAUUGGAGGUGUCGGUCUAUCCAUCUGGAAGAAAUGA